CAUGCGCUCGCGUUGUUAUUGUUGUUAUUUGUUUUCGGUUUUGACUUGAUUUUAAUUUUAUUUGUUCGUUUCGUUUUCGAGUGCGUCGUUUUUCUAUCACAUAUUCACAUACCGAACAAAAAACACGAAAUCCAUUUGAACGUUAAGCUUAUUGAUUUAAUAUUUAUGUACUCCAGGUAAAUGUACACGUUAUACUCGUGUCUCAUUACAUGAGUACUCUGCGAUUUUUUAUGACUUUCGAGCCUGCCUUAAAUGGUUUUGACUUCAGACCGCUCCAUUGAUUCCAUUUACUGAUUAUAUCGUCGCUCAACCUCGAUUACCAAUGGCUAGUCGACAGUCUGUUAGUUCAAUCUUAAAGCCACCUAAAGUAAGGGCACCUCUUAAAGAAAUUGAAACAGUUGAUCAAGAUGCUGAUGAGAAUACUGCAACAUUUUCUAAAAGAAAAGUGAGUUUUUCAGGGAUGAAUAAAAUAAAAAUGUAUAACACAGGUGCUACAUCUUUAACUGUUCAUCAAGCUCCUAUGUUUGAUGAGCAAAUUUCAAUGUUAUCUGAUUCUUCAAAUGCAGAAAAACCUAAAAUAUCAGGAAAGUUUGAAAAAUCUGAUGCUCAAAUUAGCAUUGAAUCAACUAAUUGUACCAACUUUGAAGAUAAUGAGCGUAUUAUUAUUGAGUAUGAAAGUCCAAAUGAUAAUAUGGAAAUGACCGAAGCACUAUCGGGUAAAAUAUUGUCAGACACUAUUUAUACUAUUGAUAAUAAUGGUUCAGAGCAUAUUAGUUACAGUUCAGACUAUUCAGAGAAUAAUAUGGAAUUCACAGAAGCAAUAAAAGUAGGCCAAAUUUUAACAGGAGAUAAUAGUUGCGAUUUAAGUUCUACUAAAAUGUCUGAAACAUUAGUUGAUGAAAGUGAUGAAGAAUCUGUUAGUCAAUUUAAUCUUUUACCUUCAACACCAUUAUCUAAUGUGCCUAUUCAAAAUAAUUUGAAUAUUAGUUCAAGUUCUAGCUGUAUGGAUUUUACUUGUGCAAAUACUAAAUCCAACCUAUCAUGUAAUACACAAUCAAGUAAUAUGGAAUUAACUUGUAUGACCAAAUCUUUAAAAUCUAUUUGGUCAAAUGAUGAUUAUAAAUCAAUGAGUAUGGAGUUGACACAAUUACCCAACAGGCAAACAAUUGAAGAUAAUUGUGAAUUGAUUUAUGAAUAUAGUGAACAUUCUACAAGUAUGGGAUCAGAUACAUCUUGUGAAAUUCAAGAAAAAAGCAGCUGUGAGUCAGACAUUGUACAAACUGAAAAAUCAGAAAAAAAUAAUUCAAAUUAUGAAACUAUUGAUUGUGUAUUGGACAAUUCUAAUAACGGAGAAGAAAAUAUGAUUGAGGAAUUAUCAUUAAGUAUGGUUUCAAUGGAUAUUGAUCCAACUUUAGAAGGUAAUGCAUUUGAUAUUAGUUAUGUAAAUGUUGAUAACCCAUUAAGAGUUGAGAAUGAACAAAAACUUUCAACAAUACCUAUAACAGCAGCAGUAGAAAAUAGUAGUAACCUCGAACAAAGUGUGCUCGAUAAUUAUUCAAAUAUAAUUGAUAUUUGUAAUCAAAAUAAUGAAUCUGGACUAUCUAUACUCCCUACAGGUUCUUCAUUUGUUGUAAAUAUGUCUCCUGAAAAUAAUAUCAAUAAAUAUGUUGAAGAAGAAAAACUUCUACAACAAACAUUAUAUGAUCAUACAUCUGUGUUAGAUGAAAAUCAAUAUCUUGAAAAUAAAUCAAUAAUUGUUGAAAAUAAUCUACAAAAAAAAUAUUCAAGGAAAACAAUGGUUCACACAUGUCCAUUAAUUGAUCAAGAAAACUCUCAUGAAAAUGAAGAUACAUCUGGAACAGUCAAGGAUAAUCAACAAAAAUAUUAUUCUAGAAAAUCGAUUGUUCCUACAACUGUUUUCAACGAUGAUAUAUCAGAUGAUACAAGUAUUGUAGUUGAAGAAAAUCAACAAGAAGAAUAUUCUAGAAAAUCAAUUGCCCCUACUUAUGUUUUUAAUGAUGAUAUAUCGGAUACAAGUGUAGUAGUUGAAGAAAAUCAACAAGAGAAAUACUCAAGAAAAUCAAUUGCCCCUACUACUGUUUUCAACGAUGAUAUAUCAGAUACAAGUGUAGUAGUUGAAGAAAAUCAACAAGGAGAUAAUGAUACAUUGGAUAAAAGUGUACCACUGGAAGAAAAUCAACAAGAAAAAUAUUCUAGAAAAUCAAUUGCCCCUAUAACUGUUUUCAAUGAUGAUAUAUCAGAUUCAAGUGUAGCACUUGAAGAAAAUCAACAAGAAGAUAAUAAUACAUUGGAUACAAGUGUACCACUGGAAGAAAAUCAACAAGAAAAAUAUUCUAGAAAAUCAAUUGCCCCUACAACUGUUUUCAAUGAUGAUCUAUCAGAUACGAGUGUAGCACUUGAAGAAAAUCAAGAAGAAGAUAAUGGUACAUUGGAUACAAGUGCAGCACUUGAAGAAAAUCUACAAGAAAAUUAUUCUAAAAAAUCAAUUACCCCUACAACUGUUUUCAACGAUGAUAUAUCAGAUACGAGUGUAGUGCUUGAAGAAAAUCAACAAGAAAAAUAUUCUAGAAAAUCAAUUAUCCCUACUACUGUUUUCAAUGAUGAUACAUCAGAUGCAAGUGUAGCACUUGAAGACAAUCAACAAGAAAUGUAUUCUAGAAAAUCAAUUGGGUCUAUAUCACUUUUUUACCAAACUCAGUCUCUUGAUACUGAAAAUUUAUCAGACACAUCUGGAAAAGUCAAAGAAAAUAAUCAAAAUAUAUAUUCUAGAAAAUCAGUUGCUCCUAUACCUGUUUUUAAUGAGGAUGUAUUGAAUAAAUCUGAAAUACUUGAAAAAACCCAGCAAAAAAAUUGUUCUCUACAAUCAAUUGCCAUGUCUGUUUUAAACCAAAAUCAAUCUCUCGGAAAUGAAGAUGUACCAAAUAUAUCUGUUUAUAAUCCAACUGAUUUGGCUGAAAAAUGUGAUGUAUCUGAGUAUAAUCCUACUUGGUCUACUGAAAAAGAAAAUACAUCUGUAUAUAAUUCAACUCGGUCUGCAGAAAAAGAAGAACUAUCUUUAUAUAACUCAACUCAGUUAGCUGAGAAAGAAGAUACAUCUGCCAUAAUUGAAGAAUGUCAACUAAAAAGAUAUUCUAGAAAAUCGAUUGGUCCCACAUCUUUAGCAUUUACUCAUAAUGAAACUCUAGAUGAUAGUAUGUCAAAUAAUUCAUUUACCGCUGAAGAAAGUAAUGAAACAAAAUCUGAUAAGGCGCCGGAUUCCGAGGUUUCAGUAUCUGUUAAUAAUCAAUCUAAUGUACAAUCAGAUAUACCUAUUAAUAAUGAAAAUUUAAUUCCAAAAAGCAAACACCAAUCUGAAUUACUUAGUAUGAUAAGUGAUGAUAAUUUUAAUUCACCCUUUAGGAAAAAACCAAAGAAAUCAAUAAAUCUAACAAAUUUAACAAAAUCAACUGUUGAAGAUCAAUAUAUUAAAAAUGAAAUGGAAAUUACUAAUGAUAAUUUUUCAGAGAAUUUUGAAAAUGUUAGUAAAAUGGAUAUAUCAAUUGAACAUGAAUUUAAAAAUGACAGUAUAAAACACGAUUCUCCUGAAUUUUUAGUUGUUUCAGAUGAUGGUAAAUCAAUCAAUACAAAUAUUGUACAUAACCAUAUGUCUGAAACAAAAAAAGAAGAAAACAUUGUCAUGGAACUUGACGAAUUGGGGACGAAUAUAAUAAAUGAAGAAAACAAUAAAAGCAACUCUAUAAAAGUAACAGACAAUAUUAGAGAGACCAAUCAUAUUUUAAACUCAAAUUAUUCUCCCAGAUGUAUUGAAGAUAAAACUACAAAAUCUGUUGGUGUUAAAGAUAUAUCUAAUAUUUUAACGGACGAAACACUUCAAAACAAAGAAAAAUCAUGUUCGGUAAAUCGAAAAAGAAGUUAUAAUAAUAGAGAUUGUGCACCCUUAUCUUGUUCAUCAUUUAUGUCUAAACCUAAUAUUCACCAUAAUAUGGGUGAAGAUUUCAUCACGGAUGAUUUUAUUGAACAAAGUCCUAUUAAAAAUGAUGUUCCUAAUAAAAGCUUAACUAAUGAACAAUUAGUAAUAGGAAAUGAGCUUCAAGAAAGUAUGAUUAAAAAUGAUUCCAUAAAAGAAAAUUUGUGUAAUGAAGUUUUAGAAUUUUUAACAAGGUGGAAUGAGCAAUUUAUUGAAAAUAAAUUAGUUCUUGAUAAGUGUACAAACAGACAAUGGGUUUUUAAUGCAUUAGACAGUAAUGUAAUUUUAACAAUAACAUAUUCAAAUAUUUCUAACAAUAAUUCAUUUCUUAAAGUGGAAGAUAUAUCAUUUACCUCAACUACCGUUGGAAAAAAUGAAAUAAUAAAAUUUGGAAUAAAUUGGAUCUUAUCAAAAUACAAUCCAAAGGUGUACAAACAAAUAUGUUUUACUUCAAGAGAUGUAGAACUGUUAUUAAAAUCUCUGUUAGAGGAUGUUGACUAUAUUAGUAAAGUAAUGAACAAUAUGUCUUAUAUACGUGAUAUAUAUUGUGUUACAUUUAAAGAUAACAAAGCUCAAUUUGUAUUACAUAAUAUGAAGUGCCCAUUGAUGGUUCGUAUUGAGAUAUUAUUGUCGAAUAUUCAUAAGUUUUCUAUUAAAGAUCUGUCAGUUGAUUGUUUGUUUGGCAAUUUCAAUAUAAAAUUGUUGGAAGAAAUAAUGGAAGAUAUAACGAAAGAUUAUAAUGUUUUGCAGUCUUUAGUAGAAAAAUUAAUAAAACUCUACUAGUACAAAAUUAAUUGA
Messenger RNA from Aphis gossypii (cotton aphid), 4786 nucleotides. RefSeq lists its product as uncharacterized. NCBI's taxonomy places the organism in Eukaryota, Metazoa, Arthropoda, Insecta, Hemiptera, Aphididae. The record is from RefSeq and is a predicted model, not a curated record.